Branchiostoma floridae (Florida lancelet) is the source of this 1911-nucleotide messenger RNA. RefSeq lists its product as uncharacterized. NCBI's taxonomy places the organism in Eukaryota, Metazoa, Chordata, Leptocardii, Amphioxiformes, Branchiostomatidae. The coding region runs from base 201 to 992 and encodes 263 amino acids. The record is from RefSeq and is a predicted model, not a curated record. The transcript has 5 exons. Gene Ontology annotation, molecular function: calcium-activated potassium channel activity; potassium channel regulator activity. Gene Ontology annotation, biological process: potassium ion transport; detection of calcium ion. Gene Ontology annotation, cellular component: membrane; voltage-gated potassium channel complex.
CCGCUAGGGCAGCAUCUAGCCCUUUGUGGUGCUGUCAUGAUGUUGUAGCAUCAGGUUACCGUGACCAUGGCAACGAGUGUCGUCAUCAAGUCACGUGGGCGUGGCCGCAGGUUACGGUGAAUCACACCUCGUACCUGUCUGUGCGGUGGAACAGCGAGUCAGGGUGUUUUCUUACCUGCUCCCCUUGUGCCUUUGCAGCAAUGGAUCGUGAAAAGAUGAAAGAAAAAGAUGAUGCGAAUAAGAGGACAUGCAUUUGCAUGGGUUGGACCGUGUUUGCCGGGUGCAUGGCGGCAUGUUGUGCUACUGGUCUCAUCGUCUGUGGGGCGGUCAUCGCCGCACCGGUCAUAGAGACCAAAUCUCUGGAGUUCCAGGAGACAACCUGCACCACCAACAUGAGUUAUUUCACUGGGCAGUACAUUGACUGUGGCUGUGGUAAGAACUGUAGGUCCGAAUACCCCUGUAUGCGCAUGACCGUGACGUAUGUUGCAAACAACGUCACAUACGACGCCGUGCUGUUCGAUACGGAAUCAAGGCUGAGCAGUGAUGGUGACAAUGCCGAGAAUAGGCAGUGCGUUACGGCGCCAUGCAUCAGGGAUAGAGAGGACGGUCGUGCAGAAGUGCUGAAGUUCAACGACACCUACGCUCCUGGACAAUCCUACACGUGUCUGUACCAUCCGGACAGACCAACGAAAGUCCUGCUCACCCGACUGUUCACCUAUGACGCCAUGUUCCACUCCAUGCUGUGGACCAGCAUCGGGACCUUCAUCUUCACCGUCCUCAUGAUCUACUGCUGGUACGAGUGUUGCCAGGCGAAGAAAAAGGCGUGCUCUAUUCACGUACCCGUCUCGGUACCACCGCAAGCACCGGGGGCACAGCCCGGGUACUUCAUCACCCAGCCGCCGGCGUAUUCGGCUGGAGGCGAGAACCUACAGAUGCAACCCCCACCACAAAACCUGUACUCCUCGGAAAAGUCAGGGUACACAUACACCUAGUACAUGAAGCUGAGAGAUAGGUCGGUUGUCCAAUGUAGGCGAAUUUGUGAAAUUGGCUGUGGUGUUACCUGUUUUAGUAGUUGGCAUGGAAUGUGUAGCUAUAGGUGGUUAGACCAACUCUAAAAUAUAAAUCUUUUCAUUUUCUUAUUCAGUACAUAAUCAAGCAUAUCACUACUGUUAUAAAGAAACAGAGGCGUGUGUAUAUUUGUGUGUGUAUGUGUAUCAAAGACAAAGAGAUACUGCCCUUAUGGCCUCAAAGGCUUUGUGACUAUUUUUAUCGUCUGUACUUGUAUGUGGUACUGCUAAAAUAAGUUAUGAUAACUUGAAUGCAGUGCCACAUAGUCCUUGUCUGUCUUGUCGCAAAUCAUAUCAGCAACAUGGGCUUUAAAUGUUUGCAAAUUUUCGCUCAAGUUUGAAAGUGAAUUGACAUAUCUUUGUAUUAUUAUUUGAAUUGGAUUUUUGCUAUGGUUGCUAGUAUUAGUGACUAAUGUGACAUAGAAAAUUGUUUGUACAGUAACCAGCCUACUGUACCAAAACACAGACAGGUUCACCAUGUGAACAGUUCAAUGCCCAUGGACACUUUAGAGACCUAGUCUCUGCCAGACUAACCACACUGGCUAUAUCAAUUUGAAAGUACGUGACAAACCUAAAAGACUGUAGGAAAUGCUGGCCUGUGUUACACAGUCUCACACUGAUUGGUCCUCCUCCUCUAGCGACAUGACCAGUCGAAGGGCUACUAGAAGCUUGAUGUAGUCAGGCUAUGGGAAAUACCAUUGGUUCUACAGAUGUGUGUGUGUUCAUAAGAUAUCUAUAUAUUCUUUUAUCUCUUUGUAUAUAUACUGUUUAGAGAUGUUGCUAAUUUUUGUACCGAUAUUUCAGAAAUGCCACAAAAUUAAAAUCUUACUUAUGGGUACUAUAA